AUGAAAGUAAUUACAUAUUUAAUUUAUUUUAUUGCAAGUAUUUUUUUAGUUGUUGUUGUUGGUGCAACAACAACCGCAACUACUACUCCUGCUACACCAAAAAAUUCAAUAUCAGAAUCUUACUUCGCCAUAAGAACUGAUGUAAGAAAGUGUUCAAGUUGCGGUGGUUUCUUUUUACGUGAAAUUGGUUCAUCAAAUAAAACUGAAAUUUAUGUAAAAUCAUUGAAUCAAGUAUCUGAAACUGUCAAAGAAUCACAAUACAAAUUUGCUCCAAAUUUCAAUGUAGUUGUAAAAGGUCAAAUCACUAAUGACAAUACCAUAGUAGUUUCACAAAUAUUUAGACUUUUACCAAAGAUCAAUAGUACAAUUAAUAUUGAUUUAGAAAUUGAUAAUUUCUAUACAACAAUUAAUCCAAAUGGUAAUGAAAAUACUACAACAAUUGAAAUUAAAAAAUUAAACUCAAAUAAACCAUCAAUGAAAGUUAAAUCAAUUAAAAAUAGUAAUGAUGAUAUAUUUUUCAUUCCAACUGAUUGGUUAUCAUAUAAAGUUAAUUCUGCUCAAUCAGUAUAUACAAUUACUAAAAGUAAAAAUUCAAAAACAACAACAACUAUUGAUUACAUGUUUAUUAGUUUACCAGAUCCAAAAUUUUCUCCAAAAGUUUUAAUUCCUGUUAUUUGUAAAAAUGAAACUGUUCCAACCUAUACUAGUAGUGCUGCACGUUGUUUGAUAUUCUCUGGUUGUGUCCAUCCAGGUCCAUGCCCAUUCAUGAUUCCAGUUUGUCCAGAUGGUUAUACAAAGAGUUCUUAUCCAAUUAAACCAAAUGCUUGUCCACACUACUCUUGUCUUCCUUCCUUUUUAUCUCAAUGA
Messenger RNA from Dictyostelium discoideum AX4, 867 nucleotides. RefSeq lists its product as hypothetical. NCBI's taxonomy places the organism in Eukaryota, Evosea, Eumycetozoa, Dictyosteliales, Dictyosteliaceae. The transcript has a single exon. The record is from RefSeq and is a predicted model, not a curated record. The coding region runs from base 1 to 867 and encodes 288 amino acids.